CAACUACUGCAAAAUGAGUUCUUGGGCUGAUCCACCGUCUAAUAUCGUGUACGCCGGGAUAUCAAGCCUCUUUACCGAGGACUCCAGCACCAGAUUCGCCAUCGUGAUCCGCAGCUCCUCCGAGCUGGUCAACUUCUUCGAAUGCACACUUCCCUGCCAGGACAGACAGGAGGCCGCAACGGAAGUCCCGAUCCUCGUCCUCGACAAGCUCAUCCAAUACCGCAAUGUCUUCCACGAGAAGAUCGCCGGGAUCGCACUACCGAGAGAAUUAUCGCAGCGGUGCCCGUCGCUCGCCACGAAACUCUGGGAAGUCCUCGACGCCGUUCCCCUGGUGAUAGAGCAGGAGAAGCAUCGGCGCGCGAAGGGCGACCAGGGCGAGCUGGCUACGUUUCUGGGGUGGGACGAGAAGCAGAUGGACGAGCAAGCGGAUUCAAUGGUACGGAAGUGUAUAAGGUACUUUGGUGUUGGACACAUUCCGCUCGUGCGCCUGGACCUGCAUGGCAUGGUUGGGGUUGAUAAUGACUUCAGGGUGCAUCUGGUAGACGAGAUGGGCUAUCAGCGCACUGUCGACGACUCUACAUGGCGUCUGGCGAGUUAUUAUGCCGACGAUCUGAAGCAGAGGCAGGCCAAAGUGGCCUUCUUCAGCGUGACGCCUCAUGCAAGGCCGGAUUUACCUACUAGGCAUGCCCUCAUACGGUUUUCUCGAUGCCUGAGGGUGGAUUUUAAGUGGUACGUCCCUCGACCACGGCCUCAACUGCUCCCUAUUGUUCGUAAAGUGGAAAACAUCCUCCACUGCGCCAAUACCCAAGGAGCUCAUCUCGCUGUUGACGAAGAGCUCCGCAUUCUAGAAUGGGUCUACACAACCGCAAAACGCUACUGGCUCAACGACGAUGGACCACUUCGACCUCGCUCCAAGGGUGGUGCAGACGUUGUCGUUAUCAGCGACGCCAUACUGUCUCCCCUGGCGCUUAUAUCGAAGCAGUCUGACCCAAAACGGCCUGUUAUAUUCGAGAACAGACUCCAUGUCCACGAUGGGAGCGUCAAUGAUACAUCGAGUGCGGAAUAUCAGACUUGGGACUUCCUCCGCGCGAGGCUGAAGGAUGUUGACCUGCUGGUUUGCCAGGAGCCAAAGGGACUGGCGCCGCCUCUUAUGUUGGAGAAGGAUGCUGGAUAUAUAUCGCCGGCUAUUGACCAACUCGACGGCAGGACGAAGCGUUUACACGACUGGGACGUCACCUUCUAUGGCCGCGAAUUCAAUGCAAUAUGCCGUUUAGGAGGGAGGCCGGUAAUUGACUAUCCUCACGAGCAAUAUAUCCUCCACCUAGCCCAGCUAGUCCCCGACGAAGGAACCCUGUGUCUGCUAGACGCCUACAAGAAAUUCCACCAGCGCCGAGAAGCCGAUAGUCCAGGACGCCCGGUCCCCAAACUCCUCCUCUGCCACUCCAGCUCCCCCAACGACGACGACAGAGCACCAGUUUACGCCAGCAUAAUCACCCACAUCGAGAAUACCAUGCCACAGCUCGCCCAGAGCAUCACGAUCAUCCAGCUCCGACCCCCAGAUCAACUCUGGAAUGUGCUUAUCUCCAAAGCAAUGGCAAUCGUUCAGCUGAAUGACUCCGAGGGUAUCCCGGAGAUGCUGCUAGGCGCAGCGCAGAAGGGGAAGCCGGUUAUUGUAGGUGAGAAGUGCGGGUAUUUAUCGUUCCUGAAAGAGGAGGUCGGUGCUAUUGUGCUUGAUGGGGAUUGUACUGAGGGUAUAGCGCAUCAUCUAUUACGUCUUGCAGCUGAUAUGGCCCGGGGGAAAUCUCAGCCUGGCACGGAGGGUUCAACGGCGCUUAAUGCGAGGUACACUACUGUUGGGAAUGCUGUAAGCUGGUUUUAUCUGGCUUCGAAGUUGUCCAAGGGUGAGGUGGUUGAGCUGGGGGAGAGGGACGUUUAUACGUUGGCUGAAGAGGAACGGAGGGAUAGUUAAGUAGACUGUAUUGAUCCCUGAGAGACCU
Messenger RNA from Aspergillus versicolor CBS 583.65, 1997 nucleotides. RefSeq names its product putative heat shock trehalose synthase. The transcript has 6 exons. Lineage: Eukaryota; Fungi; Ascomycota; Eurotiomycetes; Eurotiales; Aspergillaceae. The record is from RefSeq and is a predicted model, not a curated record. Bases 14 to 1969 code for a protein of 651 amino acids.